CGGCUUCUUUAUUCUUUUUCUUUCUUCUUAAAGCACUUGAGCCUAUUUCACAGAUGAAGAAGCAGAGGAAGAGAGCAGGUGGCCUUCUCUCUUAAGCCAUCUCUCUCUCCCCCCUUCUUCUAAACCACUUUCACGAAGCUCACAUAUAUAUACGUAUAUAUGUAUGUAUAUAUACAUACUGUCAAAUCUGUUCAUAGUAUCAAUUAUCAGCUCCCUUUAAGCAUCCUCCGAAACCCUUUUCUUUCUGAUGAUUUGUCUGAUAAAUUCAGCAAGUGAGGAAAGAAAAGAUUGAAUUUUGAAAGAACCCUGAUAAAAUCUUGUCAAAAAUGGCGGAUUUGAAGGGAAAAAAGACUAACAAGUCAAGAUUAUCACUAAAAACCCUACCUUUUUUCUUGUCUUCAUCCAAUGAUCAAAACAAGUCAGUAAAGAGAUUUGGAGAACAAAACGGUGUCGUUGGGCUGGGAAUUGUGGUCGCUUUAAACAAUGAAUCAUCGGGUCAUAAUACCCAGAACCCGGUUUUCUCAGUUUCACCCAGAUCCAACCCGAUCCCGAUAUUUAGCAAGAGACCCAGUAAGGAUGAUGUUGAAAUCGAGUUACUGGAGGAGUAUACAUGUGUGAUAUCGCAUGUGGGGAAUAAUAUGAUCAAGAAAAGGGAGUAUUUUGAUGAUGGGUUUAAGAGAAGAAGUGUUAAUGGCGGUCGGACUACUAGCUAUUGGGUCAGCACCACCGGUGGUGGUGGUGGCGGUGGUGGUGGAGUGUUUUGUUCUCCGUCGCCUCCGGUGGUUAUUGGUGGUGGAACGGUGUUUGAGGAUGGGGAUUUCUUGAGUUCUUGUCAUCUUUGUAAGAAGAAGCUUCAUGGGUUGGAUAUCUUCAUGUACAGAGGUGAGAAAGCGUUUUGUAGUGAAGAAUGUCGAUACAAGCAAAUCUCCAUUGAUGAACACAAAGAGAAGUAUGCGUCGGGUGUGAGGAAACAGCCUGAAUACACUGAGUCUCUAUGCUCCAGUCCUAUGCAGCUUCCUGCUGGGAUGAUUGUAGCAUGAAGGUUUUCGAAUUAUAUAUACAUAUAUUAUAUAUAUAAUAUAUAUAAAUAUAUAAAUAUAAAUAACGAAAAUGGAAUAUAAAAUGAAAUGUGGUUCGAAAACGAACCCGAAUAAGUUACUUUUGUUCGGAAGCAAAGAAAAGGAUAAAAUGUGAAUCGGGGAAUCGAAGGUGAAAGAGGGGUUUUAGGGUAGUAUUUGUUUUUUGACUUGGAAGUUUUGUUUGGGAUUAUGUUAUAGUUUGUAAUGGAAGGAUUGGGAUUUUGGAUGUACGAAUACAACUAGUCAUGCACAAUGUACAAGUUGUUGAUGCAUGAGUUAGCGUAAAGCAUUUUUGCCUACUUCUAAGUUGUUUAACAACUUGUUUUGUCACUUGAUGUAUGUUGUUGAUUAUGCUUAUAACCUUUUAACUGACGUGAAGUUUCUAUUCGUUUACAUUUGUGGUUAUAUUCGACAAUAUGUGGUGUGAGAAUGGGA
Lactuca virosa is the source of this 1514-nucleotide messenger RNA. Lineage: Eukaryota; Viridiplantae; Streptophyta; Magnoliopsida; Asterales; Asteraceae. The record is from the annotation of a GenBank genome assembly.